Molecule: messenger RNA, 2976 nt
Organism: Salarias fasciatus (jewelled blenny)
Lineage: Eukaryota; Metazoa; Chordata; Actinopteri; Blenniiformes; Blenniidae
Gene: slc43a1a
Product: solute carrier family 43 member 1a
Exons: 15
Coding region: 212-1804 (530 amino acids)
Biological process (GO): neutral amino acid transport; transmembrane transport
Molecular function (GO): neutral L-amino acid transmembrane transporter activity; L-amino acid transmembrane transporter activity
Source: RefSeq, a predicted model, not a curated record
CAACCCUCAACAAGGAAGAAAGAAAGCAGUGUGUAUGAGAGAGGGCAGAAUUUUAGGGUCCAGUCUGUCACAUCCUAUACAAAGUGAAGAACCAGUCUGCUUUUGUUUGUUUUUAAACCUCAAUUUGCUAUCAGAGAACAACUAAAGCCUUCAAUUCAAGCAUUUCCCUUUGUGAGAAGACACACGAGUCAAGUAACAGACAUCAGCAGCCAUGGCGCCCUCUCUCGUCCAGGCCUACAGACGGCGCUGGUGGAUGGCGGUGACGGCGGUGAUUGAAAACCUGCUGUGCUCUGCGGUGCUGCUGGGCUGGGGCUCCCUGCUCAUCAUGCUGAAGAGGCAGGGCUUCUACUCCCACCUGUGCUCAGAAAAUGACUCAGUGGUUGUGAAUUUGGGCAACCACUCUGCUGGCGAGGAGGAGUGGCUGAGCUGCGUGGACCAGGAGGAGAUGCUGAAUCUGGGCUUCACCAUUGGCUCCUUCCUGCUCAGCGCCACCACCCUGCCUCUGGGCAUCCUCAUGGACAAGUUCGGUCCUCGUCCCAUUCGGCUGGUGGGCAGUUCAUGUUUUGGUCUGUCGUGCAUCAUGAUGGCUUCGUCUGCGUACGACCCGAAUACUCUGUCAGCGCUCAUCUUCUUGGCUCUCUCCUUGAACGGCUUUGGGGGAAUCUGCCUGACCUUCACCUCCCUCACGCUGCCCAACAUGUUUGGCGCCCUGAGCUCCACCGUCAUGUCUCUGAUGAUCGGUUCGUACGCCUCCUCUGCAGUCACCUUCCCCGGAGUCAAGCUGAUCUACGACGAAGGAGUCUCCUUCCAGGUCAUCAUGUGGGUGUGGGCCGGUCUGGCCGGGUUCGUCUUUCUCAACUGUUUCUUCAACUGGCCCAUCGAAGGCUUCCCAACCCCAGAUGAGGUGGACUACAGUAAGAUCCACACGCUGCUGGAGGUUCCUUCGCCUGAGCAGAACGGUGUCAUUGAGGGGCUGAAGGAAAAAAACGGAGACGUCCCACACCCCACUGAGAAGCUUCCCAAUGGAACUGAUGCUGCACCCAGUGCCGUUCCUUUCCGUCGGUCUGUGUUUUCUCCCAUCUUCCUGUGGAGUCUGGUCACGAUGGGCAUGACUCAGCUCAGAAUCAUCUUCUUCAUGGGCGCAAUGAACAAGAUGCUGGAGUUCAUGGUCACACAUGGACAGGAGCACCCAUCUGAUGAGCUGGCGCUGCAAGCACAGGAGCAAGUGAGUUUCUACUCGUCCAUCUUCGGGACACUGCAGCUGCUGUGUCUGGCCACGUGUCCUCUGAUUGGCUACAUCAUGGACUGGAAGAUGAAGGAGUGCGAAGAGGAGAAAACCAAGAUCUCGGGCACAGAGCAGGGGUUGAUGACCGGGACCAAGAAGAGAGACCGUAAGAUCCAGAAAGUGACGAACGCCAUGCGGGCCUUCAUCCUCACCAACAUGCUGCUGCUCUCCUUUGGAAUCUGCUGCCUGAUCGACAACCUUCCUCUACAGAUUUUGACCUUCAUUCUCCACACGAUGGUGCGAGGCUUCAUCCACUCCUGCUGCGGGGGGCUUUACGCUGCCGUUUAUCCAUCAAACCACUUUGGUACACUGACCGGCCUUCAGUCCAUGAUCAGCGCCGUGGUCGCUCUGCUGCAGCAGCCGCUCUUCAUCGCCAUGUUGGGACCGCUGCAUGGAGACCCCUACUGGAUCAACCUGGGCCUGCUCAUCUUCUCACUGGCCGGCUUCUGGCUGCCAGCCUAUCUGUUCUACCACCGCAGAAACCUGCUGAGGGAAAAGGAGUCCAGAGAGAAGCGGUAAAGAGACGGGGGCCUCUCAGACGCAGCGAGACGAACGGCCUCACAACAAAACCGAAGCUGAGGGAGAACUCUGCCUUCAAAAACGAGCACCAGCAGCCUUUACCCUUCCAGUAGUUUUAUAUUUUUUAGAAAUAUAAAUAUAUGGCUGUCGUGCCACAGCGGGGUCAGCUUUCCCUGCUCCCAUUUCAAAAUUAAAGUCCGAGUUUCAAAUCAAAGCCCUCUGUUGUUUCGCACACAGGCCAGCCACGUACUAAGUUCUGAUACGGUCGGGUUUCCAUCACUGCUGGUGCCGACGUUGCUCACCACAAACCAUUUCUGAACUGACCUGGAGUUCUCUGCGACGUGGGAGAAGAUGUGUCAUCUUUUGUUUCUGUUUUAUUUAUUUUGGUGUCAGUCAAAGAGCCAAAUUAGUGUGAUACAAAGCCAUAGAUUUCAUUUGCAGCCAAUGCAAAGACGACCUGUGGACAUCACAGUACUUGAAAUGCUAUCGUGUACUUUUCACAGCAAUCAUCACAAUCCUUGCUCAAACCAAAGAAUAGCUUGAAAUUUGAAAUUUUCAGUACUGUUUUGCACAAUGGAGCUUUUAGUAUAUAAAUUGUGCUACUACUGUAUUUCCCCCUUAAAGAACUAGAAGUAUGUGUGUUCCACUGUAUUCAAUACAGAGAAUUGUAAAAUUUGGAUGUUUGAAUAUCACAAUUUGUAUGUCAUUUUGAAGGACUUUUGGGGGGUAUUUUUUUAAAACCUGCUUAUUCUUCAACAGACAAACACACACCCACACACACACAGAGAUAGGCUGGUUAGAGAGACACAUCUACCUCCUGUUUCCUAUUUUAUUUUUUUUGUAUUGUCUCUGUGCAACUGACUCCUGUCUUUUUUUUUCUCAUGAGUUUAUUUUUAACGCCAAUUGUAAAAAUCCGCAAUCAGGAAAUGCGUUUUUCCCUCUCUACAGAGGUUGACUUUACUCAGCCCCCGGAUUAGUGAAACUUUUAUCAUAAAGCAAUAAUAAUUGAGGACAUUUCUCUUUGGAAAUUGUGACUGAUUUCAAUCAUUGUGACGCACAGUGCGUGUCAGUGUUGUGGAACACUUUUUACUGCUUUAUGCACAGAAAUGAACUAGUGUGUAUAAAAUAUGUAUUUAAGUGUAUUUUUUUUAUACUCUAGCUGCAUUAGUAUU